Messenger RNA from Cordyceps fumosorosea ARSEF 2679, 1185 nucleotides. RefSeq names its product BSD domain-containing protein. The record is from RefSeq and is a predicted model, not a curated record. The transcript is spliced from 3 exons. Bases 1 to 1185 code for a protein of 394 amino acids. Lineage: Eukaryota; Fungi; Ascomycota; Sordariomycetes; Hypocreales; Cordycipitaceae. Gene Ontology annotation, cellular component: cytoplasm.
AUGGAUCUGGCGUACGACCACAUUCAAGAGGAGGCUUUCCGCCGAGAUACGCCUAAACCGGCAGAGCAGGGCUCGGAGCAGCCUCAAUCCUCCCUCAACGAAGAGAUCCAAGAUGCCUACAAGGCAUUCUCUUCCAGCCCCUGGGGCGCCAAGAUUGGUGGUUUCUUUGGCAACAUGGUGAAGCAGGGGGAGUCCGUCUACAACCAGGCCUCCAAGGAGCUGGCCGAGGUGAGCGAAGACGCCAGCAAGGGCUUUGCCGAUCUUCGCGAAACAAUCAUAAGCCGAACCCGCGGCAUGUCGAUAAACGCCAGCGGCGAUCAGGCAGCCAGAUCUGCGGCUGCCGGCGAGGAGGGGACCCCGACCGCAUCCGGCUCGGCCGCCGAUUCCGAGACCUAUCUCUCACGACUACGAACAGAGGCCGCCAAGCGUCUCCAAGAUCUCCAACGCGCAGAAGAUGCGGCUGACGAGGCGCUGCUUCGAUUCGGCAGCAACGUCCGCGAUUUCUUCCGAGACGCCAUCCAAGUGGCACCGCCCGCCGACGGGGCUGAAGGGAGCACCCUGCUCUUUGAGAGCAAGGACGCCUCUGGCAAGCGCGUAAUCCACACGUCCCGCUUCGACGCCCAGCUCCAUGUCAUCCAUACCUCUACCUCCAGCUUCGCCAAGGACCCUGAGGGCGAGGAAUACAACAAGUUUACGUCCGAGUUUGACGUUGAGAAGAAGACGGCAGACAUAGCUGCGGACCUGGAAAAGUACCCUGAGCUACGCGAAACGAUGGAGAAGUUGGUGCCUGAUCAAAUUACCUACGCCGAUUUCUGGAAGCGCUACUACUUCCUUCGCCGGGGCAUCGAGGAUGCCGAGUCUCGUCGCAAGGAGCUCCUCAAAGCCGCCGCCGCCGAGGACGAGGUUGGCUGGGAUGAUGACGAAUCUGACGACGAGGGCGCUGGCGCCAGCGCCGCGGCGCCCAAGAAACCCGCUUCGGUCGAGUCGUCCACCACCAUCAACCCCAAGAAGGAUGGCCUGCUCAAGCCCGGCGAGGUUACUCGCAAGUCUAACGAUGAGAAGUCUCAGGCCGACAGCGAGGCGAGCUACGACGUGGUUGGAGGUACCUCCGGCCUGCCGAGCCAAGCGGCGAGCAGCCCUAAGGAGGCGAAGAAGGACGAUGACAGCGAUGACGAUUGGGAGUAA